GCAGCAUCCCUGUAGACAAAACAAGCGCACCCGGCUACAGACUUGAGGCAUUGCGGAAGUAGCUUUUCUAAAUAUUUCCUAAACGUCGCAGCUCAGCGGAGGACAGAACUGUGCUCUGGGAGAGAGGACGAUGCUGCAGGGGCCGUGCGUAGACAGUAGUGGCCCUAGGUUCACUCCUUUGGUGGUACUGGAGCUAGCCUCAGACACUAAGGAGGAAGCCAUUGCAUGGCUACUGGGGAGAAUAAGAGACAACCAACAGAAUGGAGGUGCUGAGCUGCUGGUGGAGCAGCUGAGCCCUGGAGUCGAGGCUCAGGAGAAGGAAAACCCCAACAUGUUCUUGGUGGGGGCUACACAGCAGAGGCUGCUCUCUGGUGCUGAGGAUGUAGGCCUCUUCAAGGAGUUCAAGGAUGGAUCCAUGAGAGGCUUUACCUAUGCCAACAAACACAACUUCAAAGACUUCGAAGGGGACGGGGACUCCUUCCUCAGCAUGGCUGAGUGUCAGUACAUUAUUAAACAUGAGCUAGACACAUUACGGGCCAAAGAUGAGACUCAUGUACCAGGACACCCCCAGGCCAAGCUCUACCCUGGGAAAUCUAUCAUUCGCAGACUGCAGUCCAAGGGGAUUCUGAUCCAAGUUUUUCCUCUCCACGACAAGGAGGAACUGAAGAGGCUGUCUUUUUCUUGGUACAAAAAGGUGAAGUUGGCCUAUCAGCCUCUUGAUGACAUCAGACACUACUAUGGUGAGGGUCAGGCCCUCUACUUUGGCUUCCUGGAGUACUUUACCUUUGCCCUGGUGCCUAUGGCUCUCAUUGGAGUGCCUUACUAUCUGUUUGACUGGGAGGACUACGACAAAUAUGUCAUCUUUGCUGGGUUCAACUUGGUCUGGUGCACUGUUAUCUUGGAGUUUUGGAAGCGUUGCAGUGCCUCACUAGCCUACCGCUGGGGCACACUGAGCAGGAAAAAGGCCUUUGAAGAACCUCGGCCAGGUUUCCAUGGCGUCCUCGGGUUCAACCCUGUAACUGGCCGUGAGGAGCCUCUCUACCCCAAUGUCAAAAGGCAACUGCGUAUCUACCUUGUGUCCCUGCCCUUUGUCCUGUUCUGCCUUUACCUGUCCCUCACCAUCAUGAUGAUCUACUUUCUAAUGGAGGGGUGGGCGCUGUCAGUCCAUGAUGAGGACCCCACAUUCUGGACAGGAAUACUGUUGUACAUCCCCAGUAUUAUCUAUGCUGUGGUCAUAGAGAUUAUGAACCUCAUCUAUAGAUAUGCUGCCGAGUUCCUCACCGAGUGGGAAAAUCACAGGCUAGAGUCAUCAUAUCAGAAUCACUUGGUCCUCAAAGUAUUAGUAUUCAACUUCUUCAACUGUUUCGCCUCACUGUUCUACAUCGCCUUUGUCAUGCAGGACAUGGCGCUACUCAGACAGAGUCUGGCCACACUAUUGAUCACUAGUCAGAUCUUGAAUCAGUUUAUGGAGGCCUUCCUGCCCUACUGGCUCCAGAGGAGACGCAACAAGAAGAUGAUCCGCAAAGUCCAGAAUGGAAGAACUCUGGAUGACAAAGAGCUUCCUCUGGUUGAGCAGGUCCGGCUGGAGGCCGACAUGAGCACAUACUUGGGUACCUUUGAUGACUACCUGGAGCUCUUCCUGCUUUUUGGUUACGUCAGUCUCUUCUCCUGUGUCUACCCUCUGGCUGCUGUCCUGGUGGUGCUGAACAAUAUCACCGAGGUUUACUCUGAUGCCUUUAAGAUGUGUCGUGUGUUCAAACGACCCUUCUCGGACCCGGCAGCAAACAUAGGAGUCUGGCAGCUUGCCUUUGAGGCCAUGAGCGUGAUAGCUGUUGUGACCAACUGUUCGCUGAUAGGCAUGUCUCCACAAGUCAAAGCAUACUUCUCCAACUCAGAGACACAACUCAUACUGUGGACUGUAGCUAUUGAGCAUGGGCUGCUGGCCUUCAAGUUCAUCCUGACCUUCCUCAUCCCAGAUGUUCCCAAACACAUCCAGAUCAAUCUGGCCCGCCUGGAGUUUGAAUCACUGGAAGCCCUCAAGAAAAAGAAAAUGCUUGAAGCCUCGGAGCUCGUUAAGAACACCCAGUGAAGAGGAGAGGCGGACCUACAGGCAAUGAUGGACCGCCAGCAGCCGCUUCACACUGUUGUUUAUGCAAACACGUAUUCACAUGUAUGUAUUCAGACCAAACCACUUGGGACUUUUUGUGGCUGACCUUUACACAGGGGUGUGCUGCUCACCUGCAAUAUCUUCUCAGCAUUACUAAAUGGGCUGUUAACAGUGGUUUACUACUAUUUCAGAUACACAGCUGUGUACCAGCCAAUCACGCUGGUCUCUACAGAUGUACUGUAAUGAGGUUUUAUGUUGGGGUGGUGGGUACAUGAGAUAAAUGGUGUUUUAAAAAGAUGUUAAAAUCACAAAGAAUGCUGUAUUAUGACGUACUAUACUGUAGCAAAUACUGGUGGUUUUAUAUCCUCAAUAGUUGAUAAAAGUACAUCUUUUCUGUUAUGUACUGUAUGUGUUCUGUUCUCCAGCCUUUGAAGUUAAUUUGAAUUGAGUUUAAUCAGUACUGUGGUUUGGGAUUAUGCAAAUGUUAAAGUUUGUCGACCAACAAUUAUGAUCAGUAACUGUAAGCCUACAGGGUGAUGGUGUAUACACAGUAAACCAAAGCCUCCAUCUAAAUGGAUGACUGAUGCUGACUGUAUUUCGCUAUUAAAGCUGCUUGUGAUUAGAAAUCAUUUUGAGUUCUACACUCCAAGUAACUGAAUACCUAAUUGUGAAAAGUGGUAUGAAAUAUUGGACUUUGAAGCCAACUAUCUGCAUUUAUGUGUCUGAAUUCCACUCUUCAAAAUUUUCAUGAGGUAAUUUAAGCAGCGCAAAAUUCAAUUAUCCAAUGGAAAUAAAAAGCUAUAUUCAUGUCACUAAGACUUUGUUGUUCAUUUUCUAGUAUAUACAUUUCAUUCCAUUUUUUUUAAAUAAUUACUAAAAUCAAAGUUCAAGAUUAAAAAUUUGAACUUUAACACUGGGGCUACCGAGAAAAUGCUAUCAAGCAUGAAACUGUCCUAUCAGGUUACAGUCUGUUAAUCAUGUAAUUCAGAAAGAUGUUGGACAGCUGAGUUUUUUAUCUGGAUUUUAGCCAAGUGCUUGACAUAGCAAAACUUGAAAUUUCCUUUUGGGAAUUAAAAGCACAUAAAUUCAGAUACAAUGUUUAUCAAAAUAAAAUGUUUAACACCAUAAAUGCGGUAUUUGAUUUUAACAUUAAUCACAAUUAGGUAUUCAGUGGCUUAUAAGACUUAAGAAAAAAGGAGUGUCUGUUUUGUUUGUUUUAGACAAGAGUUAAUGACAAAUGUUGAGCAUGUGAUGUGACCGGAGUGUAAUUAGUCAGUAAUAAUAUCAGUCUGUUUCUUCCAGUGUACAUGAAUAUGACUUAAGUCAACCAUCCCUGGUGCCUUGAUCUGUAAAAAAAAAAGCCUAUCUGAAUAUGCUUUACACACAGUCCUCUGGUAUUUACAAGACCUAAUGUAUUCAGAUUGUUGUGAAGAAUAAAGAACAUUGAAACCUUA
Molecule: messenger RNA, 3561 nt
Organism: Epinephelus moara (kelp grouper)
Lineage: Eukaryota; Metazoa; Chordata; Actinopteri; Perciformes; Serranidae
Gene: ano10a
Product: anoctamin 10a
Exons: 14
Coding region: 131-2089 (652 amino acids)
Biological process (GO): chloride transmembrane transport
Cellular component (GO): plasma membrane
Molecular function (GO): chloride channel activity
Source: RefSeq, a predicted model, not a curated record